Momordica charantia (bitter melon) is the source of this 1662-nucleotide messenger RNA. Lineage: Eukaryota; Viridiplantae; Streptophyta; Magnoliopsida; Cucurbitales; Cucurbitaceae. The record is from RefSeq and is a predicted model, not a curated record.
AUUCCUUUCAAACCGCCAAAAAGAAACUAAAAUGGAUUCUCUCUCUGUUUUCGCUCUGCUCCUCUUCGCACUCGCCUCAAUCCUUUUUCGGCAGCAGAUCAGAGCCCCGCGGCGGAAUCUACCGCCGAGCCCGCCGUCUGUUCCGAUCAUCGGCCACCUCCGCCUCCUCCGCCGCCCCGUCCACCGCAACUUCCAGAAGAUCGCCGCCGAAUACGGCCCCAUUUUCUCUCUCAGAUUCGGAUCUCGCCUCGCCGUCGUAGUCUCUUCACUCGACACAGCCGAAGAAUGCCUAACGAAGAACGACGUCGUCUUCGCCAACCGGCCGCGCCUCAUCAUCGGCAAGCACCUCGGCUACAACCACACCACCAUGGCCGCCGCGCCGUACGGCGCCCACUGGCGGAACCUCCGGCGCCUCACCGCCAGCGAGCUCUUCUCCACGGCCCGCCUCGGCUCCUCUCUGAGCAUCCGGAAGGAGGAAAUCCGGCGGGUGCUGCUGAAGCUCCGGGCCGGGUCGGGGUCCGGGUCGGGCGGGGACUUCGCGAAGGCGGAGUUGAAAUCGAUGUUCUCGGAGGUGACGUUCAACGUGGUGAUGAGGAUGGUGGCCGGAAAACGGUACUACGGCGAGGAGGUCUCCGACGAGGCGGAGGCGCGUGAGUUCAGUGAGCUGAUGGAGGAGAUUUCGUGCCACGGAGGAGCGUCGAACUGGGUGGAUUUCAUGCCGAUUCUGAGAUGGAUUGGGUGCGACGGCGGAUAUGAAAGGAAUUUGGCGAAAUUGAUGAAGAGGACGGAUAAAUUCAUGGAGGCGCUGGUUGAAGAAGCGCGGCACAACAAGAAGAAUUCAGCGAUUGAGAGGAAGAAUUGUUGUUCUCUGCUGGAUCGUCUUCUGGAAUUGCAGGAGUCGGAACCACAGUAUUAUACCGAUCAGAUUGUUAAAGGCCUCGUUCUGAAUAUGCAGGUUUUGCUGCGUGCAGGAACAGACUCGACGUCCGUGACCAUGAACUGGGCAAUGACCCAAUUGCUCAACAAUCCAGAAGUGUUGACGAAAGCCAAAGCUGAGUUGGACACAAAGGUUGGUCAAGAUCGACUCGUCGACGAAUCCGAUCUCGCCAACCUCAAAUACCUCCAAGCCAUUGUUUUCGAGACCCUCCGCUUGCACCCGCCUGCUCCGAUGCUCAUCGCACAUUACUCCUCCUCCGACUGCACAGUCGCUGGCUACCACAUUCCACAUGACACAAUAUUGUUGGUCAAUGCGUGGGCGAUUCAUCGAGACCCGAAGCUGUGGGACGACCCGACGAGCUUUCGGCCGGAGAGGUUUCUGGGAUCAGCAGCAAAUGAGUUGCUGUCCAACAAACUUAUUGCAUUUGGGCUCGGAAGGAGGGCCUGUCCUGGAGCAACUAUGGGCGAACGGUUUGUGGGACUCACAUUGGCGCUGAUGAUUCAAUGUUAUGAGUGGAAGAAAAGUGGAGAAGAAAAUAUUGACAUGGGAGAGGGCGGCGGCAUUACCAUUCUCAAAGCUAAGCCUUUGGAAGUUAUGUGUAAAGCUCGCCCUGUUAUGGAUAAAGUUCAUGUUAAAGCGUAAUUUUUUUUACCUACAACAUCUGAGGUGGAGGAUCGAAUUCACAAUUUCUUAAUCGGAGAUAUAUACUAGUUACUUUUGAGUUA